UAGCCGGACCCUCGUCCUGGCAGGAAGAAGGAUAAUUUAACCACCCACCUUCGGCACCGUUACUACGCCGAUUAGCAUAUUCACCCGAGGUCUAUAUUCCCGAACGAGCCGCCGACACGUUAAAGCAAUUUGCCGGGAAGCAAUUUACCAGCUCGAGGACAAAGUCGAGCGCAAAAAUGCCCUGAAUUUGUAAUCAGCCGGCAAGAACAAUGGACUUCCGGCCAGGAGCCGCUAAACCGAGUCAUUUGCCGGAAGACUCGAGAAGACGAGUCUUCUGGUAAUGGCGCGCUUCCUCCCGGGAUGGGAAGAAUUAAGAAAUUAAGGAAUAUCCGGGACACCGGCACCUCGAAGAGGUUCCUUCGGCACCUCGAAGAGGUCAAGGGUGGAGUACCAGAAACCUCGAUUUCCCGGAGAUUGGCAAGGAUGGCAUUAACAAUUACCCCCAUAUGCCGUAAGCGUGUUAAUUAUCCAGAUGAUAAUGAAUAAUCCACUCGUAUUUCAGACUGGCUGCGGCAUUUCCUCGGAAUCAAUUUACCCGCCGGUGCCAGGGGGAAAGCCGAUGGGCCAUUACCCGUCCUUUUUCUUCACGUAUCCUGCAUCGGGGUCAAUUUCAAGGGGUCUUGUCUACUCUCACAGUUAUAAAUGCAUCUUCGGGGGACGCCGUUGCAGCUGUGCGGACAUAAACGCGCUACUCGGCUGCCUCUAAUGACAUCAAAGAAGAGGAUGCAACCACCGCGAUGCAGUUCCACUUCACGCCGGAGGAGCACGCCGAUUGCGACUGGACUGAUUCGUAGUCCUUGACUUUUCGUCAUUUUUUUACACCAUCCUGUGGCAGGCUCUUCAAGGAACAACGACGCGCUCCUACGUACACCUGUCUUGCAUAGGCACCUGUUGAUUUUCCAUUGCCUGAGUUCGGGGCCCGGGUACGGGGAAACGACAAGGGCUCAUGUGCGAAAGAAGGGAUUAAAACCCCCACUAUUAAAUGUCCGAUGGCACGGCAUGGGAAAGCGAGCUACAUUGGGGGCGUUCUCAUGGCAUCCAGCCUCAGUCCAUUUCCGACGAGCGGGAAGACCAAGGCUGGGAAGGAGGACCUCGACCUCCACUGCUGAGAGGAUCUUCUCUUGGAGAAUCUUCGAGAUUCGAGCCCUGAAGAAGCCUGUCGUCGGUUAAGGGUCCAGAAAAAAAAAUUUGGAGAUUCGACGAAUCCCACCUCGAUAAUUUGGAGAACCUACAGAAACCUCAAGGACGUUCAAGGACCCUCAAGAACCCUGGAGAACGCAACAGGACUCGGCAUGGAUUUUCUGUACAAGAGUAUUAUCAAUCGCCCUAGACUCCGUGUCAAAAAAUCCAGUGUUGAUAAAAUCAUAAAAGGAUAAUCUGAGCUCUCGAUAUCUGCGAGUCUUCGUCCUGGAGAACGGAAGGACGGAGGAUAAGGAACGCAGAGCUGAUGAUCGCUUCGUUUGGUUUAUUUAUAUUUCUGUGUGGAAAAUGAAUGUUUGUCAUGAGAUGUCGAACUUUGAGGACACGCGUUGCAUUAACCGAGACAUGAAUAAGUGAUGCACAGAGACCCGGAAGAGGAACAGUUUGUACCUCCACUGGAACGUCUUCGAGGAAGCUGCGGAUUCGUGCGGUCCCUUGGGAGAUAGGAUCUGCAUACAUUGCGAAAGACAAGGCAUCCUAGGUGGAAAGAAGAGGAGAGAUCGAGGAAUGCUAAGAGAUACCGCAUGAUCGAGUCAGGAUCCUUCUUGCGAGAAGAAACUGCAAGCCGUAACAAGACACGCGCGUCUUCCCAGGAACAAGUGAUCUCUUUAUUGGAGGCAUAUCGAUUGGAAAGCAGCGAGACUGGCAUCCGAUCCGGAAUUCUAUACAGAUCCACGUGGGAAUAGGAAUGCCUGUGACUUGAAUCCAAUCAACGACGUCUCGAUCAAUUAAAGCUUGGUAUUGGAUCCAUCUCGGGGUCCGCCAUCUUGGAUUUCCAGAAAUAACGAAAUUUCAGACGAUCGAAGGGUGAUAAAAUUCCACGGUAAUUCUGGGAUGAUUUAACGACCGAAAGGAGGAUAAUUAUCGGAGGAAUUAAUUUUUCCACUUUAUUUUUCAUUAAUUCCUUGAAGAAGGUCGGAAAGGACCUGGGGGGAGCGGCGAAAUUCGAGGCGUUUCUUCGUCGGCUUUUCCCGAAGAACCUGCAGAAACCUACGUCGUUAGACGGAAGAAGCGGAAUAAAAAAAGGAUAGCAGUCACGAGUCAGUGGAGCAGGAGAAGAGAAGAAUGAGGCAGCAAUUUGGAGGGAAUUAGGGAAAGGAAAAAAGAGAAUCCCGAAGGCGGACCGAAAAGGAGGAGCGCUUUUUGUCGACGUAGAAGGGACACGGAGCGAAUGAUCCGUGUCAUUAUCGGUCAUUUUGGAGACCUGGAAGGAAGACAUUAUGCUUACUAAUUGAUGGGGCCUGAGAUUAACGGUUGCCUUUACGUGUUUACCGUAAUUCCACUUCUGGCUCGAUUGGGCAAUCGUGGAAGAGAUUUCGAAACAGCUGAUCGGUGACACUUGACGCUUCAUUAGGGAUGGAGAAUUUUCUUCUAUAAUUUUUACGGCACGGAAGCAGGCUUGGAAGAGAUAUAUUUUAUAACUAAACGACCUAUCGCCUAAAACGAUCAUCUCUAACGAGCGAUAUGUCCAUUUUCGAGCGAGAUGGGCCUUAAAGUGGCUCGGAAGGAUACUUCGCCUGGUCUUGAAGUCGGCGCUCUGUAAUUAUCCCCGGAGUGUGCCGCAUUUACGACUUCUGCGGCCAUUUGUUUAUGAUAAAUCUCGUUUAGAUGAGAAAGCUCCUACUCCUGGAAACGAGGAAGAAGAAAGUCGGGAAAAGGUGUCGGGGAAGUCGGAAGAAAAAUGCCCUAGAUUACCGAACCGGAAGCUUAGAAUUUAUCGCCCAAAGAUUCACUGUGAUCUAGAAUCCAAUUAAAAAAAAAAACAGAGGAAGAUCCUGCAUCGACUUCACCGUGAAAAAUGCAAGAAAAAUUCAUCAUCACCGGUUUAUCUUCCCCCGAGUGAAGUUCCUGAGUAUCUGCUGCAGCGGGGGUGGCGGAUCUCUCGGCGGACUUGGGCGAAUAAAUGAAGGGGGGUAAACAUGCGGCAGAGGGUGUCGAGAAUUCUGGCGGUCCUGCUGCUCGCGGGCGCCAUCUUGGCCAGGCCACAGAAGACCGCCCUGCCGGGGAUUCUUCAGGAUGCAACAAAAAACGCCACCGAGGGACCUCCGACGCAGAGAAACGGGGACCAGUCCGAGACUGUCCAUAACAAUACCAGGGUUGGAGAUGGUCCGGAGAAGCACAGAGAGCUGAAGGACUUCCAAUACAUGGACCAGUCCCUGAGGACGGUGGCCACGCAGUUGUUGAAUGUUACAAAUCCUGAUGAAGUUCCACUUCCGGCCGACAAAAUUCCCGGAAAGGGCGACCUCAAGGUGAUGACCGUUUCUAAGAUGACGGCGCUGACGCCGUCGAGCGAAGCCACGACGAGCAAGAACGAAAAGAGCGAUUUGAUAAAGGAUGUAAAUUCGGAAAUAAGCGCGAUGGAGUCCAUGGGGGUGGGUUUUGGGAGGCCUAUAAAUUCGAAAUUCGGGUACUUCGAGAUAGGCCAUCCUGGGGAGGCCAUGGCCUUGACGGAGGAAGAACUGGAGAAGGAAUUACAUUCAGCUCGACUGACGACGACGAAAGGCCAGCCGACGACCACUGGCGGAAUUUCUACAUGGAUCCUGCUGAACCCUCCAACGUCGACCCUGAAGCCGGUCCAGGAGAAGACCAAGGUAAAGGCGGAAGAAAAAAAGAAGACCUCCACGAAGCCUCCAUCGACCACCAACGAGAAAGUGGUGACGAAGUUGAAGAGCGAGGCGAAAGUAACAGCGACGACGACCAUGGUUAAGAGCACUCUUCAGGAACUGCCAAGUACGGAGAAGGUGAGCCAGAGUCAGGGUAACGAUAAAUUCGGCACCACGAAGAGACCUACGACGACCAGAAAGCCAGAAAAGACGAGCACCACUGGGCAGAAUGUGGAAAAAAUGGCGCAGUCUUCGAGUACCGCGACCCUUAAGAGCGCCACGACGCCGAGGCCGGAGAAAAUCGAGGCUUCGACGGUCCAGAAGACCGUCACGAAGAAGGCCACGACCUCUCCCCCUCGCACUACUGUGAAAACCAAGGUUACCUCGAGUUCCUCGUCUACCUCUUCGAGACCGGCCUCGACGACUUCUCCGAGGCCCGUGACUCCCAAGGUUGCCAGGCCGAAUUUCAACAGACCUAAAGGUCCCUCCAGGAGGACGACUCCCAGGCCUGAUACCAAUAAACCCAGCGAUGGUCCCGCGACCUCGACCUCGAAGAUUGAAAAGGUGACUUUCAGACCAGUGCAAAUAGUCCCGGCGAACAGGAAGGACGUGGCGACUUCCGUUAGCGAAAGACCCGCCUUCGUUACCAAGAUCAAGGCCUCGGUCUUGACCGAGAACACGAAGACCACGACUUCGCUCCCCCAGGUCUCCGAAAUCCCUACGGUCUUGAAGACGAACGAGUCGAAAUCAACCUCGCCGAGUACCGACCUAGUGGAGGUUCCCGUGAGAGCGAAACCAGGGAAUAAGAGCAACAACGUCCUGAAGGUGCAGCUGAAGAAGCCGGUGGACGAGCCGCCGAGCAUCGAGAUAGAGCCCAUCAAGGUGAACGCCCCGAUCUUGAAGAUAGAAAAGGUGGAGAAGCUGGAUAAAUUGGAGAAGGAGACGAAGAAGGUGGCCAAAGGCGAGGGAGACGACGAAGACAUCCUUGACAACUCUCGGAUCGACCUGAAAUUCGACUUCAACCCUGAAGUGACGAUGAUCGAGGUGCAGACCUCUUCGGAGGCGACGUCGACCGCUUCGACCACCACGAAGAGGCCCAAGAACGGGUCGAACAAGAGGAAGAAGAACAAGGUGCGACGCAGGAGACCCUCGACAACGGUCGGGACCACCACCCUGGUACCUCUGGUGACCCUGGAGAGCAACGAGGUCUCCGUGGAAAAUUCCAAUUCCCUCCAGGAGUCGAAGAUCGAGCCGGAGACGAAAGUGGCGAACGCGACGAAGAACAAGAAGAAGCCGGUACAAAAACCGAUCAGCACCCAGAUCUACAAUUUCUUGAGUAGAGAAGUGAUGCCCAGUUUUGGGAUGAUGUCCUUGGUGGGACUUGGUCUAGGUCUGGCCUCCUACUUCUUGUACCCCUUCGGGGGCACCAUCGCCAGGAGAAACUACGAUGUAGAGCCCAACUACAAGUACAAUCUUGACGAGUAUGGCGGCAACUUCGGGCAGAACGAGGAAGAAGUGUUCUCCAAGGUACUUCAGGGUAUGACCAACCACGACGCCAAGUUUGGGGGCAUCAAGGAUUACGAAAGCAAUUAUUAUCGCUAUCAGCACUACGACGGGGCAUAUUCGGAACCGCAGACUACCCGGAAGAGCGACCUGAAGCACUCCACCUCUUCAGGGCCCAUGUACAGGCCGUUGGAGAACACUUAUGAUCUGAAUUACCGGAACACCGAGUUCAAGUAUCCUGACGUGAUAACCACACCUGGAAGUUAUUACGAAAGGCCUAAGCAGGAGUUCUCGGUCGGUAACGCAAAUCCUGUGAACCGGCAGUUCGUGGUCGGCAACGUGCCGAAGGAGUUGGAGCUCUUCGAGGUCGCGCCCACGAUGGGUAAGGACGGAAGAACAGGAUACCAGAGUGGAAAGGAACAGGUGAGCGGCUACGCCGAAGAGGUGGCGCAAGCCUAUGCACCUGUAAAAGAGCCCGACCUGCCUCAAGGCUACGACCAGCCGGAGGCCCAGGCCCUGAAGAGCCAGGAUGGGUACGAAGAGAUAGAGAUCACGCCUUCGGCGGUUGCGGUAGAGCAUGGUCCCAGGACCCUCGAGGACAUCGACUCGAUGCAUCCUAGGAGCUCUAGAAGAAGACGCGAGGUCGGGAUAAAAAAUGAGGAGGAUCUUAAAAAGGUGGAGGAACAUCGUCCCAGGGUCUUCAAGGUCUCCAGCUGGGUGCAUUCUCGAAGCCCCUCCAGAAGGAAACGCGACUCCGUCAUCCAGGUGAUCCCUUCGAGAAGCGAGGUCGAGAAAGACGAGCAGGAGGAGGACCUCAGCAACGAGAUCCUCGACAUCAUCGACUCCGUGAUACCAGGUGAGGGGGACGUCCAGACCCCGAAGAGCGCAGAGAAGAAGCCCGAGGAGGAGGACCAGAAGAGGCGCCACAAGGACAAGAAAACCUCGCAGGAAAAGCAACCGGAGAGUACGAGUGCUUCUUCGGGGUCGACCGAGGAAGCGACGACGUUCACCGCUGGUCCCACCACGAGGAGAGAAGAGGAGACUUCUUCGGGUUCUUCUUCGGAGAUUGCUGAAACCUCUUCGCUCGCUUCUUCCGAGGUUUCCGAGAGCACCACCGAUCCUCUGCACACCACGGAAGAUUGGUUCGACGCCACCACGGAGAAAAACCACGAGGAAGGAAAUAGCGGCCUCUUCGGCUUCGUGAAGAGGGUCGCCGAGGUCAAGUUCCGGCUUGGCUUGACGAUCUUGAAGCACGCCAGCGAAGGAUUUGCGCGAUACUUGGGCCACGUGCAAAAAAGACUCAACGGGGAAGAGUGAUCUCUAGGAUGGUCCAAAUGGCACGGCGAAACGAAUUCGAGAUUUCCAGGCACCGGAAGAGACUCUUCGAGUACGCCAUGGUCCUCCGUGCAGUUGAAUUUCUUGGAUUUCGAUCCCUUUCUCGCGAAAUUCGCAAUAUCGAGGUCUGUAGGGACGUAUCUCCAAUAAUUCGUCAGGAUUUCUAGGGUGCAUAACGCUCUCUAAUUUGCACAGUAAAUUAUAGUUUUUAGUCGAUAGUUCUUCAUUGAUAAGCGAUCCUAAGCUCUCCGACAGCUUCUUCGAGAUCUCGGGGUGGAAAGCUCGCCGAUUUUCCCGAAUUUUCGGAGAGUUAAUUUAAGGAAUAAUUUAAGGAAAUUAGCCUUACUUGAUAGAUUAGCGAGGUAGUUUCGCCGAUUUUUCGAAAAUCGUCGAUCGUCGAAAUAGGAAAGGCUAGACUUUGCAUUCCGUCGUAGGACAGAACUUCGCAGCGGAUUCGAGUAAUUGUAAAGUAGACGUACAUAAAUAAGUAUAUAUAUUAUUAUAUAAUUACAGAUAAAUAUAAAUAAAUACGUUACUUUAUAUAUUACUCCUACACGCAGGAUAGUGUAAAUAAACGACGUACGAUCCACCCGA
Molecule: messenger RNA, 7235 nt
Organism: Orussus abietinus
Lineage: Eukaryota; Metazoa; Arthropoda; Insecta; Hymenoptera; Orussidae
Exons: 8
Coding region: 3120-6623 (1167 amino acids)
Source: RefSeq, a predicted model, not a curated record